Molecule: messenger RNA, 1095 nt
Organism: Filobasidium floriforme
Lineage: Eukaryota; Fungi; Basidiomycota; Tremellomycetes; Filobasidiales; Filobasidiaceae
Product: putative C-terminal protein carboxyl methyltransferase
Exons: 6
Coding region: 1-1095 (364 amino acids)
Biological process (GO): C-terminal protein methylation
Molecular function (GO): protein C-terminal leucine carboxyl O-methyltransferase activity
Source: RefSeq, a predicted model, not a curated record
AUGCUACCCAGGCGUUUUGAGGAGAGCGUUCCGCAGCUGGGACAGAGCGCACGAGCGGACCAGGCCAUCAGGGCGACGGACGGGGAUGCAUUGAUCAGUCGAAUCUCAGCCGUGAAUGCUGGCUACCUCCAUGACCCCUUCGCUUCACUAAUCGCAAAAGCUCCCUCAUCUUCCACCACCCGUCGGGUUCCCCUAAUCAACGUUGGCACGCAUCAUCGAACAUGGGCUCUGGACAAGCUUGUGGAUUCUUUCUUGGAGUCGGGAGACAAGGACAAGGCGAGGCAGAUCGUCAGUCUGGGUGCAGGAAGCGAUACGAGGUUCUGGAGGUUAAUGUCCCGGACAAAUCGCCCCAACAUCUCGAAAUACGUCGAGAUCGACUUUGACGAUGUGACAUCUAUCAAAGCCCGUCGCAUAUGCAUGAACAAGACUCUCUCCGCCGCCAUCUCUUCGCCCUUGCCGUCAUCCUCGUCAUCCUCUUCUGACGCAGCGAGCUCUAUACCUGCGCAGACCAAACCUCAGGUAUCCCAAGGGGGAUCUCGGUUGGAUACCCCCCUCUACACCCUCUUACCACUGGACUUGCGGAUCAAAAAGGAUCUUCAAGCUCAGGCUCAAGAAAACGGCCCUUUAGACGUACUAUCAACUCUCCUGGAUCCGGAACUCCCCACACUGUUCUUAGCGGAAUGCGUAUAUUGCUAUAUGCAGCCGGAAGAGAGUGGGCGAGUCAUAGAGUGGUUUGCCGCGAAAUUCAAAGGAAAGGGAGGGUGUUUGGGGGUUGUGUACGAGAUGUGUGGGUUGGAUGAUUCUUUCGGGCUUGUGAUGCGUCGGAACCUUCAAGCAAGAGGCAUCCAACUACCAGGAGCGGUAUUCGCAAACCCUCAAGCUCAGGCGGAACGAUUCUUGAAAGCCGGGUUCGAAAAGGCUGAAGGCGUCAGCCUCAGGACGAUCCGACGUGAUUUCGUGCCUCGGGAUGAGCUUGAACGGAUAUCAAAGCUGGAAAUGCUCGACGAGGUGGAGGAGUUGGAGCUGAUGUUGGAUCAUUACUGCAUCGCCUGGGGAUCGGUCGGUCUGGUGGGCGAGACGAUCGGACUGUCGUGA